UUCACAGCGUUCUUCCCCACUCCAGUCUUCUUCACCUUGCUGCUUCACUACCACCUUUUCCUAUUGCAUUGUACGGAGCGUUGGGGUUUCCUAUUGUUGUCUAUUGUCUUCACAUCGCAAUACUUCGCUUAAUACUUUUCCUACGUCGCUACCUUGUCUCUGGAAGACAUUCAUGAUCUAGCUGGCCUACUACUACGACCGCACUUGUUUACUGCUUCAUCAUUGAUCCUGAACCUCAGAGUCUAAUACGCCAGCCAGACCACGUUUCACAGCCAUACUCCUUCGCCAUGGCUUCCUCUGCGAACCAACAGCAACUCUUUCCACCUGUGCCUCCAUCUAUGUCCGCUGGCGAUAGUCAUGAGAUGCGAGACUACUACCCAUCGCAAGAUGCACCACGACCUACAAUAAACCAGACACCAAACUUCAAACCAUACCUCGGCCUUCGAGCUAGGCUCUCACAGAUAUGGAUCAAUCGCUGGACGAUCCUACUGCUCCUAGUCCUUGUGCGACUACUCAUCGCCAUCGCAAGCACCGACGCAAGCCUCGUUUCCGCCCGUCGGGAAGCCCUCAGUGCUUGCACCCAAGUCGAGAACAUCGGCAGCUCCAUGGCCUCCAUGCCCCACUACAUGGCCAAGGGCGUCAACGAAAUGACAGCUUCGGGGGUUGAGAAGGCAAUCAGUGGCCUCAUGCAAAUGCUCGAAAUGAGUGUCACUGGUGUCGAAGAGAUUAUCCUCUUCGUCAUUCACAUGAUGACAAGUACCUACCUCUGCCUAAUCACCCUCGCUGUCAGCGGCAGUCUUCACGCCGCUGUAGAAAUCGGCGAAGCUAUCAACAAACAGCUCGACGAGACUAUCGAGUCUGUCACCGAAGACAUGGGCGACGCCGUCAAGUCCGUUUCCGACGGCAUCAACUCCAUCAUGGACAAGAUCAACUUCAACCUUCCGGGAUUCAAAAAGCCAGAAAUCAACCUGGACGACCAGAUCAAGAAGCUCAAGGCACUAGAGAUGCCUCCCGAGAUGUCAGAGGGUCUCCAGAAGCUCAACAACUCUAUCCCGACCUUCGAUCAGGUGCAAAACUUUACGGAUGGUAUCAUCCGCCUGCCUUUCGAAGAGGUCAAGAAGUUGAUCCGCGGGAUGGACACAUUCGAGUUCGACCGUACAGCUCUUCCUGUGCCACAGAAGGAAGCACUUACCUUCUGCUCCGACGGCAACUCGAUCAACGAGUUCUUCGAUGAUCUGAUCGAGCUGGCCUACAACGCACGGAAGAUCGCGCUCGGUGUGCUCAUCGUUGCCGCCAUCCUUGUUUGCGUCCCGAUGGCGUGGAUGGAGAUGCGCCGCUACCGGAGGAUGCAAGAACGUGCCGCUCUCUUCGCCGAGGGUCACGAUGCUAUGGACGUCGUCUAUCUCGCGUCCCGGCCAACAUCUUCUGGCAUCGGCCUGUGGUUCGGCAGGCGCUUCGGCUCAGCUCGUCGACAAGCUGUCAUGCGCUGGGCCUGGGCCUACGCCACUUCCAUUCCCAUGAUGUUCUUGAUCUCUCUGGGCAUCGCUGGUCUCUUUGCAUGCUUCUGCCAAUACCUCUUGCUCAAGGCCAUCGAAGACAAGACCCCAGAGCUCACGGAUCAAGUCGCUGACUUUGCCGGAAAAGUCGUUGAAUCGCUAAAUAACGCGUCUAUGUCAUGGUCUAACGGCGUUAACGGCGCCGUCGCUGACUUGGAUAACACGAUCAAUGAUGACAUUUUCGGCUGGGUAAACACCAGUACGACGGCAGUCAACGACACUCUCAACGCCUUUGUGGAUCAGAUGAGCACCACGCUCAACGACACGUUCGGUGGCACUGUACUUUACGACCCGAUCAAGGAAGUUCUCAAUUGCCUGAUCGGCCUGAAGAUCGCCAGCUUCCAAAGUGGCCUCACUUGGGUCCAAGAGCACGCGCACGUCAACUUCCCUGGCGUCGCAAACGACACACUCUCUAUUGGAGCCCUUGCUGAGCAAAGCGACUCAGGCUCUGCCAACCAACUGCUCGCUGACCCGAACGGCAAAGCAAAGGACGAGAUCACCGAAGCCGUCGAACGCGUUAUCGACAAGCUGAUGAGCGGUAUUCAAACCGAAGCGCUCAUCUCCACCGCCUUGAUUCUCAUUUGGCUCUUCAUUGCCCUUGGCGGCCUUGUCUACGCUUCGACCCAUCUCUUCCACCGUGACGAUCCAGAACUCGGAUGCAAUCCCUAUGUCGUCAACCCCGCUCUCGACCGUGAGCCCAAGCCCAGCGCCGAUUACCCCACCACCGCGCCGCCGCAAUACGUGCCCAACGACUACAACGUGAACAAGGCAGCACCAUACACGCUCGCCCCCCGGCCUUUCUCUACAUUCGAAUCUGGCGACAAUAUCGAGCCAGUAACAGAGAAGGUUGGCCGAGUUGGCUUACGCGCGGUGACCGACUCCGCACGCCCAGGGCAUCUACGCACAAGCAGCCAUGGCCAGCUCGCUGAUCCCUCACCAGCCGACGACCGCUCCGGUCCGUUCUCCGACCCACAUCAAUACACUCAGUCGCCCUAUCCGCAGGAAAAACAGCAGCAGAACCCGUUCAUAUAAGAUCCAUAUUUUGUCGAAAUUACCCGUAAGCCAGUUGUCGACCACCUGACCUUUCGGCUUGCCUUCUGCGUCAACCGGUCAACGACUGGUCUUACUAUUAGACAAUCCUGCGAACCU
Messenger RNA from Alternaria rosae, 2705 nucleotides. RefSeq lists its product as uncharacterized. NCBI's taxonomy places the organism in Eukaryota, Fungi, Ascomycota, Dothideomycetes, Pleosporales, Pleosporaceae. The record is from RefSeq and is a predicted model, not a curated record. Gene Ontology annotation, cellular component: mating projection tip. Bases 288 to 2588 code for a protein of 766 amino acids. The transcript has a single exon.